GCGGAUUUUAAUCUUGCAAGUUUAAAAAACCAGCGCGCUUAUCCUGAUCGAAGUUGGCGUCGGUGAAACGGACAAGAAAUGCAUCAACACGAGAUUAAAGAUGAAAACAAGGAUAGCCCAGCGGACAUCAAAUCGGCAGCUUCAAAUCGCAAUCCGAAAUGUACGCGCUGCAGAAAUCACGGUAUUUUGUCCGAGCUUCGCGGGCACAAGCACCAGUGUCGAUUUAAAGACUGUGCUUGUGUGGACUGCAGAACCGUAGCCGAAAGGCAGCGACUAACGGCGGCGAGAAUUGCGCUGUUUCGACAACAGAAGGGAAAUGAAGCUGACAUGAUAGUCAAUACUUCGGAUCUGGCGCAGAUGGAAGCGAGUUUAAUAAACGGCUGGAUGAACGGCGGAGAAGAACAUCGAGAAGCCGGCCUCUUAAAACGCAAAAACAGCAGUGGACGAGAUCCCAGUAACAGUAACAGCCCUGAGAGUUCUGACAGUGAUUACAGCAAUGGCGCAUCUUCAGUCUCCAAGAGACUCCACGUUGAUAAUCCCCUGACACUUCCCACGGCUACUCCAUCCCCCACGGAUAUCCUCACAAGGGCUUUCCCCGAUCUAUCCUCCGCGGUGCUGGAGCACGUGUUAAAAGGUUGCAGCGGUAAUGUGCUUCAAGCUAUAGAAGUCAUAGUGCAGUACAACGCAAGUAGACCACUGACAAACGGAAUGCUUGGUCAGUCGAAUAUAUUGCCGGCUCAACCUCCGAGUGAUAAUAAUACCCAGGCUCCUCCUCCUCCACCACCACCUCAAGUCCAGGUACCGACGUCUGGAUCCAUGCCCCCGCUUUUUAAAUUUAACUACGUCAACGGACAAUACAGAUAUCUCAUGCCGCCAUCUUUGAUGCCUCUGACGUCAUACAUGCUCCCUCCCCCUAACGGCCUUGGACUUCCGUUUCAUCAGUUUCCGGUCGACUUACAGAAUCACCCGUUCAAGCCAGCAGAUUGCGCACCCGCACCGGAACCGGAAGUGAAUGGAGAUAAUGUUUCCGGAGACACGAAACCUGUUAUCAAUGGGUAUACCACGGGAAUAUGCAAAGCAUGCGGACAGGAAACUAAUCAAGACGAAAGUUUAUGUGCAAACUGUUCGGCGUCCUUCCAUCGCAAAUAAACACUUCAAUUAUAUGUCAUCUUUAUUUUUUAAGAUUUUUUAAAAUAAGAAUUUUUAUGAAUGAGUUAAUCUCAUUGGGAGAUUUUAUGACAUUUUUAUAAGAGUAAAUUUCGUAAUGUGGAUUUCCACUGUAAAAGUAAAUAUUGUUUAUAAGGUAAAUGCCAUCGCAAAGAGUGUGCUAGUUUUUAUUUAUAAAAAGC
Molecule: messenger RNA, 1349 nt
Organism: Orbicella faveolata
Lineage: Eukaryota; Metazoa; Cnidaria; Anthozoa; Scleractinia; Merulinidae
Product: doublesex- and mab-3-related transcription factor A2-like
Biological process (GO): regulation of transcription by RNA polymerase II; sex differentiation
Cellular component (GO): nucleus
Molecular function (GO): RNA polymerase II cis-regulatory region sequence-specific DNA binding; DNA-binding transcription factor activity, RNA polymerase II-specific; protein binding
Source: RefSeq, a predicted model, not a curated record